This is a messenger RNA of Lactuca virosa, 1722 nucleotides long. The record is from the annotation of a GenBank genome assembly. NCBI's taxonomy places the organism in Eukaryota, Viridiplantae, Streptophyta, Magnoliopsida, Asterales, Asteraceae.
GAUCAAUGCCCACGGACAAUUAUGCGUUGUGCAGAGAAUCAAAUACUUGUACCGUACAACCUCCUUAAGCAUCCGGGAGCAGUCUUCCACUACAGUACAGACAUGGGAUGACCCGGAUGUUGAAAUUUCAUGGGUAAAGUUAUGCAAGAAGGUUCGACUAUCCAGAAGAACAGAUAAGAAUUAAGUCAGAAUUCUUGAUCCCUCUUGCGAACAGAGAUCGAAGGCUUCAGUUCCAUUUCUAGUCUGAAGCUUUUGAGUCACAAAAACGCAGCCCUACGGACGAAAAAAGAAAAAGAAAAAUGGCGAGAUGGUCUUGCGAUUUCAGAUACCUUCUCAUCCUCGUUGUAAUCGGAUUCAUAUAUACCCAGGUGAAGCUUUUUGCCACACAAUCUGAGUACGCCGAGGCACUUGAAACUGCAGUGGAAGCAGAAAAUCAUUGCAGGAAUCAGAUGCGGUUACUAAUUGAUCAGAUAAGCAUGAAUCAGGAAAAUAUUGUGGUUUUGGAAGAAAAAGUAAAACGUCAAGAACAGGAGUGUGAACAUCUGAGGGCACUUGUUCAAGAUCUUGAAAAAAAAGGUGUCAGAAGUUUAACACGGGAAGAACAGGCACCAGUGGCAGCUGUUGUAAUUAUGGCAUGCAAUCGUGCUGAUUAUCUAGAAAGAACUAUCAAAUCUAUCUUAAAAUAUCAUAGUUUUGUCGCAUUAAAGUUUCCUAUUUUUGUAUCCCAGGAUGGGUCAAAUUCUGAUGUUAGAGCAAAGGCACUCAGUUAUGAUCAACUGACCUACAUACAGCACUUGGAUUAUGAACCUGUACGUACUGAAAGGCCUGGGGAGUUAAUUGCGUAUUACAAGAUCGCACGUCAUUACAAGUGGGCAAUGGAUCAACUGUUUUACAAACAUAAGUUUAAUCGUGUCAUCAUACUUGAAGACGAUAUGGAGAUUGCUCCUGAUUUUUUUGAUUACUUUGAGGCUGGAGCUGGCCUCCUGGAUAAAGAUAAGUCAAUCAUGGCCAUCUCAUCAUGGAAUGACAACGGGCAAAAACAAUUUGUGCAUGAUCCUUAUAUGCUAUAUCGGUCAGAUUUUUUCCCUGGUCUUGGAUGGAUGCUAGCUAAACCUACAUGGGAUGAGCUUUCUCCAAAAUUACAAGAAAAUCACAAAGGGAGACAAUUCAUUCGUCCAGAAGUAUGCAGGACUUACAAUUUUGGGGAGCAUGGUUCUAGUUUGGGACAGUUCUUCCAACAAUAUCUUAAACCUAUUAAACUCAAUGAUGUCAAAGUUGAUUGGAAAUCAAUGAACUUAAGCUACCUAAUGGAGGAUAAAUUUGUGAAGCAUUUUGCAGACAUGGUGAAAAAUGCAAAACCUCUUUAUGGAAGUGAUCUUGUUUUGAAGACAAAUAAUGUAGAUGGAGAUGUGCGUAUAAAAUAUAAAGAUCAAUCACAUUUUGAAAAGAUCGCUCAACAAUUCGGCAUUUUUGAAGAGUGGAAGGAUGGCAUACCAAGAACAGCGUAUAAAGGAGUUGUUGUUUUUCGGCACCAAACAUUAAAGCGAGUAUUUCUUGUGGGGCCAGAUUCCCUUCACCAAUUAGGGAUCCAAAAUCUUGUUUAAAUCAAAUCUUCUCUCAAAGUCAAAGGUACAGCAAAAAUAUUUUUUAGGACGAAAUUGUUGUUCUUGAUUACUAUAUAUAGAAAGAUGUAUCGGUAAAUAUUAGAACAGUUGAGGUAAC